Symbiodinium sp. CCMP2592 is the source of this 1518-nucleotide messenger RNA. NCBI's taxonomy places the organism in Eukaryota, Dinophyceae, Suessiales, Symbiodiniaceae. The record is from the annotation of a GenBank genome assembly.
AUGAUCGAGGCCCACAGUCCCAAGAAGCCGGUGAACGAGCCCCACAAUCCCGAGAAGCCCGUGAAGGAGCCCCGCAAUCCCGAGAAGCCCGUGAAGGAGCCCCACAAUCCCGAGAAGCCCGUGAAGGAGCCCCACAAUCCCGAGAAGCCCGUGAAGGAGCCCCACAAUCCCGAGAAGCCCGUGAACGAGGCCCACAAUCCCGAGAAGCCCGUGAACGAGGCCCGUGAUGAGAUGCCGAAGGAUUCCGUGCUCAAGACCCAUCAGUUUGAAGGUGGUGGUACUGAUGUGUCCCAGGCUUCCCAACGGACAAGUGCACCUAUGCCAGCAGAUACGAACCGAGCCACGUUGAACCGCUUGCCCGAGCCGUGUGAUCAUGACGAGCACUUGCCACAGACCCUCAUGGACUACAUGUUCCGGCAGGGUGUGGACACUGUCGGCAAGAUGAAAGACAUUGACAGAGCUGCACAGGUGAUACGAUGGACUCGGGCGAUCGGCCAGCGGGAUGCAACUUUCAGCUGUGAUCAGCAGCAUGGAUAUAUGGCUCAGGUGCUGCAUGAGUUUGCGACAAAGCUCAAGAAGCAGCAGGCUAUCCUCCAGAAGGCCACCACUGACUACGAGAAGUACAUGCAAGUUAUUUUGGGGUUGGGCGACAAGAAGCGAGCCGAACUCGACAAGUCUGAGACCGAUCUCAAGAAGCUUGGAGCCGGGCUAGACAAGAUCAGCAGCUGGGUGGAAGGGAAGCUUCGGGAGAGACAGGGCAUGGUCACCUCAGAACAGGAGAAGACAAUGGUGGUUCAGCUGAGCUUCGCUUCGGCCCUGGAAAGCAUUUUGGAUGCCGUGAACCAAGAAUGCGAGGAUCGCUUGGCAGCUGUCGAUGAUUCUGUUACCCUGGACCUCGAAUCCGAACUGCAGGCAAUGAUGCUGGAAGCCCAGGGCGCCGACGAAGCAGCUGGACAUGCGACCCCACCUCGGGAUCCGGAGGGCGGCAAGCCGUUGCUGGCCGUGAAGGACAAGCAGAGCGAGCCCGACACAUCCCUUGCAGACUUGGACCACCCGAAGCAGACUGAGCCUCCUGCAGCCGUUGCAGAGAUGGAUGCGAGGGAGGCCAAGAGACUGCAGCACAAUGCUCGGGUGACAUUCGAUCGCAGGAUCAAGGGUGCUGACUGUCCCCCUCAGAUCCUCGAGAAAAUCCAGUCCUUCCAGGGCCAGCCGAGUCUCAUGUCGGAGAAGACGAAGGAGGGCUUCAACGACCAGUUGGAAGCCAAGAGGGCAGAGUUCGAUUCACUCAAGGGCAAGAUGGAGGCCCUCUACAGCAGCUGCAGCAAUGUGCAGGACAAGGACCUGUCGACGGAGCAGCAAGCGGACAUAGCGACCUACUUGCAGCAGGCUGAGACAUUGUCAACAGAUCUCGUUGGCUCUUUGAGGCCAAUGAAAAUGACAUUGGAACCUUGGAUUAUUCCGAUUUGUAUUAUAUCCCAAUUCCUGGACCACUUCACCUCAAGCCCUCAGCCUAUGUAG